CUGAGUUCUGCCCGGGAGACGCCGCCAGGACUAGUUAGCCGCGCCUCCUCGCCGCCAUGACGGACCGGUACACCAUCCACAGCCAGCUGGAGCACCUGCAGUCCAAGUACAUCGGCACGGGCCACGCCGACACCACCAAGUGGGAAUGGCUGGUGAACCAGCACCGCGACUCGUACUGCUCCUACAUGGGCCACUUCGACCUCCUCAACUACUUCGCCAUCGCCGAGAACGAGAGCAAAGCGCGCGUGCGCUUCAACCUGAUGGAGAAGAUGCUGCAGCCGUGCGGGCCGCCGGCGGACAAGCCCGAGGAGAACUAGCCCCCGCGCAUCCCGCCCCGCCCCCUCCGAGCGUCCUCCGCCACGCCCGGGACGCGGGCUUUCCGCCCUCGCGGACUUCUCGCUUCU
This is a messenger RNA of Sarcophilus harrisii (Tasmanian devil), 404 nucleotides long. RefSeq names its product splicing factor 3B subunit 5. The coding region runs from base 57 to 317 and encodes 86 amino acids. NCBI's taxonomy places the organism in Eukaryota, Metazoa, Chordata, Mammalia, Dasyuromorphia, Dasyuridae. Gene Ontology annotation, cellular component: U2 snRNP; precatalytic spliceosome. The transcript has 2 exons. Gene Ontology annotation, biological process: mRNA splicing, via spliceosome. The record is from RefSeq and is a predicted model, not a curated record.